AUGGCCGUCACCACACACGAGGCUACGUCUGCCUCUGGCACCGAAUCCGAAUCAACAGCCCAUCAAACGAGCAGUAACAACAACAACUCUAGCAAUAACAAGAAGAAUACAAAGACACGCAGAAAGAAGAAGAAGGGCCCCGCCACCACUAGCACAGUCAAUGGAAGCCAUGUCGCUAAGGAUGACGAAGAGGAGCCCAAAGAGAAGCUGGAUGUGGAGGUUGAGUGGGUGGUAGAGAAGCCUAUGGAGCUCCCUCCUGGCUUUGAGCAGUUCCAGGAUGUGUUUAAGCACUUUCAAGUCCAGGACGUCGAAGCAGAGGAAAAGGCAGAGGGCGGUGACAAGGAGAAGGACACAGGGGAUGCAGAGAAAAAGCCAGAUGCCUCAGGAUCAGAUUCAGAGGACGACGCAGAUAAGGAGGCGGCCAGUAAAAAGAAGCUUAAGCGACUGAACAGGAUGAGUGUCGCCGUGCUGAAACAGAUGGCCAAGCACCCAGAGGUUGUCGAAUGGAUCGACGUCACUUCUUCAGACCCCAACCUCUUGGUUCAGUUGAAGGGAUACCGCAACACCGUCCCCGUCCCCACUCAUUGGAGCCAGAAGCGCAAGUACCUUCAGGGCAAGCGUGGUAUCGAGAAGUUGCCAUUUGAGCUCCCCGAGUUUAUCAAGGAUACAGGAAUCAUGGAGCUCAGAAACGCUGUCAAGGAAAAGGAGGAUGCCUCCAAGCUGAAGACAAAGACCAGGGAGCGUGUUCAACCCAAGAUGGGCAAGAUCGAGAUCGACUAUCAAAAACUCCACGAUGCCUUCUUCCGUUAUCAGACUCGUCCCCGUCUCUCCAUGCACGGAGAAUUAUAUCAUGAGGGCAAGGAGUUUGACACAAAGGCCAAGGAGGUCAAGCCCGGCAACCUUUCGGAGGAUCUAAUUGCAGCACUGUCUAUCCCGCCACUUGCUCCACCACCAUGGCUAAUUAACAUGCAGCGUUACGGACCUCCUCCAGGAUACAAGAAUCUCAAGAUCCCAGGAUUGAACGCACCAAUUCCUGAGGGCGCUCGGUGGGGAUACCACCCUGGUGGAUGGGGUAAACCCCCUGUGGACGAGUUCAACCGACCCCUCUAUGGUGACGUCUUUGGAUCAUCACAGCCUGAAGUCCAGUCCGAGUACUUGGAGCCUGUCGAGAAGACGCUAUGGGGAGAGCUGGAUCCUUCGGAUGAUGAAGAGGAAGAGGAGGACGAGGAAGAGGAAGAAGAGGAAGAAGAGGAUGUAGAGGAGGGUGACGAGGAUGAGAUUCAGGAGGGUCUUGUCACACCUAGUGGGAUGCAGUCGGUCGCCAGCGGUUUGGAGACACCCGAAUUUAUCGAGCUUCGUAAGGAGACACGGAGGACGGCGGAGGACGAGGACGAUGGUGCACCCAAGUCGUUGUACACUGUCAUUCCUCAACGACAGACCAACAUUACUGGAUUUAUGGGAUCUCAGCACGUUUAUGAUCUGACCUCCGCACAAGCCUCUUCUUCAUCAUCUUCCAAGAAACGCAAGAAUAUGGAUGGUGUGGAUGUGGCGCUGGAUCCUUCAGAGCUGGCGGACAUGGACUCGGAAACGUUGCAGGAGAAGUACGAGCAUGGUCUGCAGGCAUCAAGACCUGAAUCUGAGCGUGAGGAUAUGAGCGAUCUUAUGAAUGAGCAUUACGCGAAGCAGGCAAAGAAGACCAAGCAGGCCAAGCACAAGAAGGCAGCCAAGGAUGACGACAAAAACAUCUUCUAA
Molecule: messenger RNA, 1752 nt
Organism: Linnemannia hyalina
Lineage: Eukaryota; Fungi; Mortierellomycota; Mortierellomycetes; Mortierellales; Mortierellaceae
Source: the annotation of a GenBank genome assembly